AUGGAGGAGCGAAGUCAACUAUAUCCCAAAACCUACAAGAUCCAUGACUCCCAACAUAUGGUGUGGGUCCUGACAGGAAAUUCUUUAAUAGCAGUGCCUGCUAGCAACAACGUCAAGCCUGUCAUCCUUAGCAUGAUAGCAUGUAGAGAUACAGAAUUCCAAGACAAUGAAAAAGGUAAUCUAGUUUUCCUGGGAAUCGAGAGCAAAAGUCUCUUCUGCGCUGAAAUCGGGGGCACACCAACUUUGCAGCUUAAGGAUGUAGACAUCAUGGACAUAUACAAUGAGAGUAAAGCACAGAAAGCCUUUCUUUUCUACCACAGCACAGAGGGCUCCACUUCUGCCUUUCAGUCAGUCGCCUAUCCUGGCUGGUUCAUAGCCACCCCUUCCACAGCAAGACAGGCAAUCAUUCUCACACAGCAGAGGGGUGAAGUUAAUAACACUAACUUCUACUUAGAGUCUGAGAAUUAG
Peromyscus eremicus (cactus mouse) is the source of this 468-nucleotide messenger RNA. RefSeq names its product interleukin 36 beta (gene Il36b). Gene Ontology annotation, molecular function: interleukin-1 receptor binding; cytokine activity. The record is from RefSeq and is a predicted model, not a curated record. The transcript has 4 exons. Lineage: Eukaryota; Metazoa; Chordata; Mammalia; Rodentia; Cricetidae. Bases 1 to 468 code for a protein of 155 amino acids. Gene Ontology annotation, biological process: cellular response to lipopolysaccharide; cytokine-mediated signaling pathway; inflammatory response to antigenic stimulus.